CACAAAUACUCUUAUAGGGCAGCAGCCACUGGCUGGUUUCUGUCCCUGGGAAGCUUCUGAGACCCUGAGACUCAGGAGCCGUGGUCAGGAAGACACUCCUGAGAGUUCCCACGGAGCAUUGGGAACCAAGGACAUUCCAGGUACUGAGCCUGGGAGGCUAGAACCAGGGGGGGAAGUCUUGUGGGUGUGCGGAGUGUCAUUCAGCAGUUCCAGAGGCCCAGUGUCACUAGGCCACCAUGGUCUUUGGCUGGCUAUUGCUUCUGGUGAUGGCUCUGCCCCAAGUCAUGACAGGCGCCAAGGAGUGCAUCUUCUGUGAUCUGACUGACUCCUUGGACUGCAAUGGUAUCCCCAUGACCUGUGGCGAAGACGAGGAGUGCUUCAUGGGCGAAGGGACAGCCCCCGGCCUCAGCUCCAUCAUCAACAAAGGCUGCAUAGAAACCACCUCAUGUGGCAAUGAGGAGGCUGUCACCUACCAAGGCGUCACCUACAGCCUCAUCUCCACCUGCUGUGAUGGCGAACUGUGUAACAGGGCCCACAUCCCCGCAGGCAUCCUGAAGGCGGGGGCCACCACCGGCCUGGCACUGGGCAUGCAGCUGCUGCUUCAAUGACUGUGAUCAGCAUGGAGGGCAGGGCAUGGGACUGGUCUUGGGGCUCCCCUGCUCCUUGUGUCCCCUGUCUCCUCCCCCUCCCCUUUCCCCCAUUGAAUGGCCAGAGGCCUUAGACAAAAAAUAAAAAAUAAAAAAUAA
This is a messenger RNA of Eptesicus fuscus (big brown bat), 746 nucleotides long. Its product is annotated as sperm acrosome membrane-associated protein 4-like. The record is from RefSeq and is a predicted model, not a curated record. Bases 237 to 608 code for a protein of 123 amino acids. The transcript has a single exon. Lineage: Eukaryota; Metazoa; Chordata; Mammalia; Chiroptera; Vespertilionidae.